Molecule: messenger RNA, 194 nt
Organism: Racocetra persica
Lineage: Eukaryota; Fungi; Glomeromycota; Glomeromycetes; Diversisporales; Gigasporaceae
Source: the annotation of a GenBank genome assembly
AUGUAUCAAAAGCAAUACCUACAUUAUUGACUCCAAGAAUUGAUCCGAUUCCAAUUGCACAUAAACCUCCAACUGAGACGCAAAGGAUUGUACCAAUCGCAAAAGCUUGUAUAGAAAAAAAACUGGCUUUUUUAUAUCUAGUUAGUAUUUCUAAUUCGGUUAAUUUAACAUUUUUUGAUGAAAAGUCUGAUUGA